AUGCACUUUCUGUCGUGUUUUGUAGCUGUCGUCGCAAUCUGGGUGUGGCUCCCAUCGGAAGGAGACUCCGCACGAGAAUCUGCAAGCAUCGCGUUGAAAGUCAAAUCUGUUCAACCUCUCACAACCAGCGAAAUGGGAAAAGUAGAGAAAACGGGCUUCAUUCUCAUUGACUACCGCGAUGAUUUGAGACUCUUCAACGUGGGAUUUUUGGUGAUAGCUGCAUCAACUCUUAUUCUCUUACUUGUUGCUCUUUUGAAUAUUGAAUAUAUUGGCGGGGAACUCGAGCAACCAUUAUUGGCCCUAAUGAAAGUUUCAUUCUUCACCAUCGCUCUUUUCCUUUUUUCCUCAACAGUCGAGGCCAGACCUGUCGUGGUCGCCAAUCUCUACGGAAAUACAGAUGCCGGCAUGAUUCAUGUUCCUCAAAAACGUGCCAAUCGCCUUGUACUUGAUGUGACAUUAGCUCUUCUGCUCAGUUAUUUUGGGCUCACUGUCGGUGGAAUCAUUUUCUGUUGUUGUUGGAGAAAAGAAGUUGUUGACACAUACAAGUCCCUAGAUGACGGAACUUCCACAACCGAUCCAGAAACUCCAAUCGGCUCUUUUUUAAAUUCAACACAAGUUGUCACCACUAGUCGUUUCUAUUAUUGA
Molecule: messenger RNA, 645 nt
Organism: Caenorhabditis remanei
Lineage: Eukaryota; Metazoa; Nematoda; Chromadorea; Rhabditida; Rhabditidae
Exons: 4
Coding region: 1-645 (214 amino acids)
Source: RefSeq, a predicted model, not a curated record